AUGGAUUCAAUAAAUUAUCAAACAACGACAUAAGGUGUAAAGGAUGCUUUAGAAUUAUCAUCAAGAGAUCUUGGGUAAAAAAUUAAUUAAAAUUAGAGUUUCUUCAAUGGAAUAUCAAGGUGAAUUUGAUGAUCAAUAUAAAUUGAUUGCAAUCUAUUAUAGAAUAAAUAAGAUAAAGAACGCUUUUUAUAUUUUUUUAGUAUUGAUAACAGGAGGUUUUAUAUAUUUAUUUUAUCGAUGGUUUCUAUCAUUUCGGAUUGCGAUCAGAUUUUCAUAGUGUAAUUUUACUUAAAUGACGCAUUUACUUAUAAAUAAAACUAAAAAUGAUAUCAGAAUAGCAGAAGAUUAAUUAGUUGAAGUAUAAUAAAAUGCACGUAAAUUACCAAAUAGUAAUUAUGCACGAUUAUUUGAAUAUGAGUAAUAUUAUGAAAUAAAUGUAUUUAGGUUAAGUUAAUUUUAUAUAGAUUGUUAGACAUAUUAAUUAAAUUGUUUAAAGAAUUCAUUUUCUCAUUUGACUUGUUCAUAAUUAACAACAGCAGUUGAUUUAAAUGAAUGGUCAGAAGUUUAUGGUAAAAAUAUAAUGGAUAUUCCAAUAAAAUCAAUACCUUUAUUAAUUUUAGAUGAGAUUCUUACUCCAUUUAAUGUAUUUUAAGUAAGAGUAUAUUAAUAACUAUGAGAUAUUUGCUUUGGUAGUUUGGGCUGUAGAUGAUUAUGUAUUAUAUGCAGUAUUAAUAUUUGUAUUGACAUUUAUGUAGAUGUUAAUGUAAUUAAGAGAAAUAAGAGCAAAUUUAUUUAAGAUACGUAAUAUGAUAUUAUUUAAUACAAUUGUAAAGGUUUGUUAAUUUGAAACAAUAAGAGAAAAGUCAUCGAUUGAAUUAGUACCUGGAGAUAUAAUAAUAAUAGAAGGGAAUACAAAGAUAUCAUGUGAUUGUAUAUUGAUAUAAGGAACUUGUGUUAUGAAUGAAGCAAUUUUAACUGGAGAAUCAGUACCAGUAAAUAAAGCAGCUUUAUUAAAAGUUAAUUAAUUAUUUAGAUAAAAAGAGAAUGAGAAUUCAAUGUUAUAUUGUGGAACAUUUUGUUUGAGAAGUUAUACAAAUACAAAUGAGCCAGUAAAAGCAUUGGUAUAUUAGACAGGGUUUUAAACAUUAAAAGGUGGAUUGGCAAGAUCGAUAUUAUUUAAUGUAAAUUAAAGUUUCAGUUUUUAGAGAGAUUCUUUAAAAUAUUUAUUUGUUUUAGCAUUUUUAGGAGUAGUUUAAUCUAUAAUAUCUUUAUAUUUAGAUUUUUCUAAUGAUGAAUCAAUAGGAUAAGCUAUAAUAAAUGCAUUAGAAUUAUUAACAAUAAUAAUUCCACCUGCACUUCCAACAGCAUUGGCAGCAGGUGUAUCUUUAGCAAUGAAUAGAUUAGAGAAAUAAAGAAUUUAAUGUAUUAAACCUGAUAAAGUUAAUGUUGCAGCUAAAAUAAAUGUAUGUGCAUUUGAUAAAACUGGAACACUUACUGAAUUAGGUUUAGAUGUAGUUGGAUUUAGACCUAUCAAAGGAAUUGGAUUUGAUAAGUAAGUUUCAAUAUCUGAAUGUAAUUCAAUUACAAUCUAAGCAAUGGCCACUUGUCAUUCUUUAUCAUUAAUAAAUAAUGAAGUUCAUGGAGAUCCUAUUGAUUUAAAUAUGUUUCUAUAAACUGGAUGGAAAUUCACAGAAAAAGAAAUUACAUUUUUAGAUCAAUCUUUAAGUAUUAUUAGAAGAUUUGAAUUUUAAGCAGAAUUAUAAAGGAUGUCAGUUGUUCUUAAUGAUUAUAAAUUAUUUUGUAAAGGAUCACCUGAAAUGAUUUAAACAAUAUGUUUGAAAGUUCCAGAUAAUUAUAAAACUAUUUUAAAUAGAUAUGCAUCUAAAGGAUUUAGAAUUAUUGCAUUAGCAUAUAGAGAUAUUCCUAAACUAUUGUAUUCGGAAAUUUAAACUGCUAAUAGACAAUUAUUUGAAUCAUAAUUAACAUUCCUAGGAUUUUUAAUUUUUGAAAAUAGACUUAAAGAAGAGACAUCAAGAACAAUAAAAGAAUUAAAAGCAUCCAAUUUAAAACCUUUAAUGGUUACAGGAGAUAAUCCUUUAACUGCAAUUAAUAUAGGUUAAUAAUGUUAUAUUUUGGAUUAAAAUUCAAAAAUAUAUCUAAGUUAUAUAAAAGAUUAAGAAAUUAUUUGGUAAGAAAUGGCAAUGGAAGAUUAAAGGAUUAAUGAAGGUAGUUCAUAUAGUAUUGAUAAUAUUGAAUCUAAAACUUUAACAACAGAUGAUAUUAUGAGAUCUAUUACUAGUUAUUAAUUAUGUAUUACUGGAGAUGUAUUUGAAUAAUUACAAUAUUAAUAUAAUUAAGGAAAUAAUAAAGAAUAAAUUUUGAAUUUGUUUAGUCAAAUAUUUAUUUAUGCUAGAAUGAAACCAAAUCAUAAAGGAGAUUUGAUGAUUUUAUUAAAAUAAGAUAAAAGAAAUUUCUUAGCAUUUUGUGGUGAUGGAACUAAUGAUACAUGUGCAUUAAGAUAAGCAGAUGUUGGUUUAGCAUUAUCAACAGAAGAUGCUUCUUUAGCUGCACCAUUUACUUCUUCUAUUUUCAAUAUAUCAAGUUUAAUCACUUUAAUUAGAGAAGGUAGAGCUUGUUUAGUUACAUGUGUUGAAUGUUUUAAAUUUAUGACUCUUUAUUCAUGCAUUUAAUCAGCAAUGGUAUUAUAAUGUUAUUUUUGGAAUACAGAUUUAUCAUUAUAUUAAUAUUUAUAUUAGGAUCUAUGGUUAAUCAUUCCAUUAGCAUUUACUAUGGAUUUGACUAAUGCUUUUCCUUCUUUAGCUAGAUACAGACCAAUAAGUGAUUUAAUUUCAAUCCCUAUCAUAUCAUCUGUCACUAUAACAGCAUUAACUAGUAUUGCUAUCUAAAUUGGUUUGGUUUAGUAUCUUACAUCAUAAACUGAAUUUGAAUUAGAUGAACCAGAUGAAGGUACUCCUGGAUAAAUUAAUACUGUAAAUAAACUUAAUUAUUUUUAUAGAUUUUAAUUCUUCUAUCUAAUUCUCAAGUAUUAGCAGUAGCUAUUGCAUUUACUUAAGGACCACCAUUUAGAUAAUAAAUAUACAAAAAUAUUCCAUAUAUUAUAACUGUAACCUUAGGAAUCUUAGGACACAUUUUUGUUAUCUUUUAUCCAGAUGGAUUUUAACAUUUAGAAGUAAUACAUAUUUUAUAAAUUAGAUUGUAUCAAUUACUUCAUUAAGAUUUUAAUGGAUUAUUGUUGGAUUUAGUUUAGUCAUUGCUGUUUUUAUUAUUCUUUAUGAAAAAUUUGUAACUUCAGCUUUAGUCAAAAAAUACUCUCAAGAAGAUAUUAAUUUAUCAGCUUGA
Molecule: messenger RNA, 3360 nt
Organism: Paramecium sonneborni
Lineage: Eukaryota; Ciliophora; Oligohymenophorea; Peniculida; Parameciidae
Source: the annotation of a GenBank genome assembly